GCUCAUUUCCCUAGUACUCCGAUUCCGAAUUGGAUGAGCUGCUUUCAAAAUUUGUAGCUUUUUAAAAUAAAAUUUCAAGACUUACAGACAAAGGGAAAGGAAAGUGGAUCCACUGGCAAACUGAGCACGGGCCCCAUGUGUUUCAAUGUGCUGGAGGGUAGCAAUCUGCUCCCCGAUUGCAGCAUUGCAAGCCGGGUCCACCUCUUCUCCCUGCUGCAGCACCUCCAGAACCAGGAGCGUCGUCCGGAGGAUGUGAGUGACCAGUUGAGGGAUCGCUACAACGUAUUCCGCCAGGUUCUGCCCAACUACCCGGUACCGGAGCACGCCAGCCACGACACGCGAGGGUACUUUGAGGAGUUCUCCCAGGAACACGAUGCAGUCGCAUUCUGCACGGACCCUGGAUCAUCCGGCGAGGAGACCAGCGAGUCCAGUUUGGAUAGUGACUCCGAGCAGAUCGGAUAGACCGCCAUCAUAUGGGCACAUAAAUUAAAAAAGUGAAAUGAUGUCUGUGAUGGUUGAGUGUCUGGCAAGUGGCGUUAAACGCGGCCAUUAAGUGUUCAACAAUAAAAAAGGAAAAUUCGGCAUAAAA
Molecule: messenger RNA, 589 nt
Organism: Drosophila yakuba
Lineage: Eukaryota; Metazoa; Arthropoda; Insecta; Diptera; Drosophilidae
Exons: 1
Coding region: 136-462 (108 amino acids)
Source: RefSeq, a predicted model, not a curated record